CAUGACGCAGCCUCUCCAGCUGUGCGUCAGCCCGCUGGGAGCAGACAGACAGGUUCACAGCGGCGUUAACCGACAUUUUAAACAACAUCUUAUUCACAGCUAACGGAAGGAACCCGAAGAACAGACCGACACAUUAACGGGAACAACCGACAGUGUUUCACAUUAACGGGAACAACCGGGAAAACAGGAACGGAGUGUUUGUGGUCGCUGCCAGCAGCUGUUUGUCCGAGACGGAGAGGGUUCCUCCCGCAGUGUGUGUUACGUCCUGAGGGGGUGGAGCCAGCAGACAGUGUUUGGUUCAGUUUCCUGUGUAGGAGGAGUCACAGUGAACGUCUCAGAGAUGUGAAGCUGAAGGUUCAGAGGAGCUGUCAAUCAAAUCAGGACCGAUUUUGGUGACAUCACACCCUCAUUGGAACGCCCACUUGGAGGACCAUCAUGCACCUGAAGUCGUAUCCGAAGCUGGUGCGCUCAGAGUUGCGUUUGGAUGCUGUCGGUGUUCAGACGUUUGUGAGCCACCAGGGGGCGCUGUUGAAGACCUGCAGCAGUAACCAUGGCAACAUCAGCAGCCGCCUGCCACUCAGCGUCCUCUCCACCAACACGCUCCGCUGCAGCAACACCACAAACCACUUCAGCAGCAGCGCAACGUCGCUCCGGCUGAAGGCGUCACCCAGCGGCGCCCUGCAGCUCCUCCCCCCUUUGCCAGGCAACAAGAACAACACGCUCAGACUGUACCAGACUGCCACAGAGGAUGCCGAUGCCCCGCUGGACAUCUGGGCCGUCAUCAAGCCCGGACACGUCCGUGAGAAAAUCGCCAUCUUUGCUUUAGAUGGGGGGCGGACCGAAGGCACUGGGGACAGCGAACGCACCUCCACUGCCGGCUCUGGUGGCCGAGAAAGGAUGCCGGCGGCGGGUAUAAACCACGGCGCCAUGACGGGGAUGUUACGGGCCGGGAAGGCUAAAGGAAGCUGGGAGGAAAACUGCAAUGCCAAACGGCGCCGCAGGUCAGGAAUCCAACAGGACACACAGCAACCAUCUCCACGGCAACCGGACUCCACUCAGCAGUCGGGCAACGGGUGGCACGGAGACGCGGCAGUGACAGCGGAGGAGGAGGAGGAGGAGGAGCAGAAGGUGUCGGUGGUGGAGAUGGUGGCGUUCCUGGAGCACAGAGUCAACGAACAGCAGUCGGACUCCAAACCUCUGGUUGCCCUCCAGAGGAGCUCCACCACCAUCACACUGUCCAGAGCUUCACCCCCCGACGCCAGGGGGGAGGAGCCAGAGAGCAUCAGGGUGUCAGACAUGGUGGCCCGGCUGGAGUCGGAGUGUCUGAGGAGGAGAGCAGAGGGAGAUCUGUCAAGGAGCAACAGCCUGAGGAGGACAGUGGAACGAGUCCUGUUCGCCGCCAGAGACCAGAGCCCCGCCUCCUCUUCACCAUCGUCAGUGAGUUCAUCAAGGAUAUCAUCACCUUCAUCGUCACAGCCAGGAACUCAGAGUGCACGAGAACCAAUCAGCUGCUCACAAACAGUCUCAGAUCUGACCACGCCCCCAUCACCUGCCCCAGCCACGCCCCUCCCCUCAGGUGAGGCCGGUCUGGAGACACAGGCCCCGCCCCCUCCGUCUGAGGAGGCGGAGCCUCUGCCCGGCUUGUUGUUUUUGUCUGUGCCUCCUGUUGCCUCAGAGACACUGCUGCACACAGACUCCCUCCCAGAGUCCCGCCCCCCCCGCCACAGAGCGACCUUUGACUUGCAGCCCCCCCCCCCUGCUGCUCGCUCUGACUCUGGCAGUCAGUCAGAGAAGAGGAGGAGGAAGGCUGAGCGUGCUCAGGAGGUGAAGGCUGGCAGUGCUGUGGUGCCGGCGGGCCGGCGUGCGUCUGCGUCGCAGGACUUCCUGUUGAUGCGUCAGCGUCUGCAGCAGCUGCUGGAGCCGCAGCCGUUCCUCGCCGUGCUGCCACAUCACCUGCUGGUAAAGAUCUUCCUGCUGUUGCCCACGCACACACUCGCUGCGCUCAAGUGCACCUGCCACUACUUCAGCUUCAUCAUCGACAACUACGGCGUACGGCCCGCUGACUCGCUGUGGGUGUCCGACCCCCGUUACCAUGACGACCCCUGCAAACAGUGCAAGAAGCGCUACGGCCGCGGCGACGUCUCGCUGUGCCGCUGGCACCACAAGCCGUACUGCCAGGCGCUGCCGUACGGCCCUGGCUACUGGAUGUGUUGCCACGGCGCCCACAGGGACGCGCCUGGCUGCAACGUGGGUCUCCACGACAACCGCUGGGUGCCAGCGUUCCACAGCAUCAACGCGCCGAUCUACAGGAGGAGCCGCCAUGAUGACCCAUGAUGCAACAGCAGACUGUCCUUCAGUGCAACAUUUGAAAUAAGGGAAUCAAACAUUUUACAGGUCGAUCUGACCCGGUGGUUUCCUGCCGGCGGCAGCAGAGGGCGCCCUCUGCUGCUCAAACGCCUCCUCACAGCGAGCUUCCUGACGCUGCUUCACGUCUCGUUGAUGACGAGCAGCAGCUGGAAGGAGGAAGUGUCCCAGCCAGGACUUCUUCUUCUGCUGCUGUUCUUGUUUGUCACAGUGUCCCUGAUCAAUAAUCUAUAAUCAGUGAGCUCAGAGAAUGAGUUGUAAAAGAGCAGACUCACUAAUUAACACAAGAGCUUAUUAUUGAUCUGUUGAUCUGCGAUUGCAACAAUGAACGCAAAUUCAACCAAUCACUUCCUGUUUCUUUUAUUGAUCUUUAAUCAAUUGUAAAAAAUAUCAGAACUAUUGUUGCAGCUUCAGCAACAGAAAAACAUUUGCAGUGAAAUCAGGAACUGAUGGACUGUAUUGAUAAUGACUGAUGAGAUAUUUAUUAAUAAUCUCUGAUCAUAAAAUAAAGUCAGGAACAAGUGAAGACGUGAGAGGGCGGCUGGUUACCAUGGCAAUACAAACAAUUGGUGGAUCAUCAGGAAAUGAUUAGUGAUGAUUGUUUACAUUGAAAUGUUUUUGGUCCGGAGAGAGGACUGCGGGGCUUCAGAGGGGGCUCAGUGGAGGAACUUUAUCUGCACCUUGUUUGUGUUUACAGGAGAACUGAUAAUUGUUUGUUUCUCUGUCCAAUCAGCUGAGGGAUAAUCAAUGAUCAACAGGAAGUGGCCUUGAUGCAAUAUUAAAAAAGAAUAAGAGGAGAAAAGAAACAACCUUUGACCUUCAGAGAUUUAGUUUUUUAAGGUUUGUUUGUGUUUGCUUUAAUAAAGUGCUUUCUCAUUGGUUCACUCA
This is a messenger RNA of Dicentrarchus labrax (European seabass), 3252 nucleotides long. RefSeq names its product F-box protein 34 (gene fbxo34). Gene Ontology annotation, molecular function: protein binding. NCBI's taxonomy places the organism in Eukaryota, Metazoa, Chordata, Actinopteri, Moronidae. The coding region runs from base 436 to 2334 and encodes 632 amino acids. The transcript is spliced from 3 exons. The record is from RefSeq and is a predicted model, not a curated record.